AUGCUCAGAAAGAACGUGAGACUUAGAAAAGAGUACCUCAUGAGAAUAGAGGACGAGAAGCGAGCCAAGCAGAAGUAUGAUAAUAAAAUGAGAUUGCUCAAUGCAGAAAUUGAGAGGAAAAAUGUUCCUACUGAUCUAUAUAGGGAUGAGGAGAAUCUGAGAAAGGAAAUGAAUGCUUAGGAUGAUAACACCAUAGUGCCAAGAACUCAUUUAGAUGAUGAAUAUGCUAUGAGUUUUUAUAGAGAACCCCAGAUUGUAUUGACAACAAGCAGAUCUCCAUCUCAGAGAUUGGUUACUUUAAUGAAAGAGAUGGGAUUGAUAUUUCCAAAUUGUACUAGAGUCAAUAGAGGUGCAUAAGUAGUGAAGGAUCUGGUAAUACAUUGUUAACAAAAAAAUUACUCAGAUUUAAUAAUUGUACAUGAACAUCGAGGGGAACCUGAUGGAUUAAUCAUAUCCCAUAUGCCCUUAGGUCCUACUAUUUAUUUUGGAGUAAAAAAUGCUGUAUUACGUCAUGAUUUAGAUGUUAAAGCAGACCCUCUUUCUGAGCAGUAUCCUCAUUUGAUAUUUGACAACUUCUCAACCAAACUAGGCGAAAGAGUGACUACAAUAUUAAAGCAUCUGUUUCCAGUUCCGAAAAUUGACAGCAAAAGAGUUCUUACAUUUCACAAUGAAAAUGGAGUCAUUCAAUUUAGACAUCACACUUACUAGAAAUCAUUCAAUCAAGUUGAUUUAAAUGAACAAGGUCCACGAUUUGAAUUAAAACCAUAUAAAAUAACCUUAGGUACUAUUGGAUAAAAGGAAGCCAUUGUAGAGUGGCAAUUAAGAACUUUUAUUAACACAGCCGGUAAGAAAAGUGUAUUAUGA
Molecule: messenger RNA, 864 nt
Organism: Paramecium tetraurelia
Lineage: Eukaryota; Ciliophora; Oligohymenophorea; Peniculida; Parameciidae
Exons: 3
Biological process (GO): rRNA processing
Cellular component (GO): small-subunit processome; nucleolus; Mpp10 complex
Molecular function (GO): snoRNA binding; rRNA primary transcript binding
Source: RefSeq, a predicted model, not a curated record